ACCAGGCCUGGGCAAGAAGUUAUAGUUGUUGCCUCCUUUUUAGAAGGAUCGGCAGCACGAUGGUCAAACGGGUUAGUACAGCAGCAGGGCUAUGGUCAGAACUUCGAUGCCUGGGCUCAGCCUCAGACAUUGGAAGGUUCCGGAUUGUGUACAAUAGGUCGCAUGACCCUCAAGAGGGUCAAAAGGCCACUGAUGCGUUAAGCAAUCUUUGUGCCAAAAGGUACAGGAAUGUUCACGAGGUCACAUACGUCGUAGAACGUCUGAUCGUAGUACCUGGUGUACGCUUUGACCUGCAGGUACUCCUCACAGACUAUUUGAGAUGUCUGCCUGCAGAUGUCAAGAAUAAGCUGGUGGACGAGGCCUAUAUUGACCAGCAUAACUUCGCCUCUUUCAGCAAGAAGGGCUUAGACAUAGAGGCUAAGGUUGGGUCCGCGCAUCAGGGUGCUUUGGAUGGUAGGAAAAAGAGGCUUCCCCAAGACUGGAAGAAGAAGGGUCAACUAAUGUUCGUCGACCAUGAUGGUCAGGCGACUGAAAUUGACGAUUUCUCAGACCUUGGGGAUGAGACAGAGCAUGAUGGGGCCAACGAGACUUCGGAUGGGGGAGUCGUGGCACCUAUCAAGGAAAAGGCUAGGGGGACCGGGAAGCAGAAGGUAGGUCGGUCCAAGGGUCAGGGCGACCAAGGAACGCCCGCAUGGGUAAAACUUGGCUUAGAUUACGAGGUGUGGAGGGACCGAGUUGCUAGGGGCACAUGCAUGAACGGUGACAACUAUGGCCACACGUCAAGAACUUGCCGAGGCAAGAAGGUCACAACGAGGGUAGCCGCUACAGCGGUAGUGGGCUUAUUCUCGAACCCUGGCAGUGCUUCUGCGAGCACUUAGCAGGGAAACACCUCGGGCUAGUAGGAGUGUUAGCCACUCUUACUCGUGUUGAAGUGGUAAUGUCGCCUUCUCCGCUUCAGGCAUUGGUCAA
Chara braunii is the source of this 969-nucleotide messenger RNA. The record is from the annotation of a GenBank genome assembly. Lineage: Eukaryota; Viridiplantae; Streptophyta; Charophyceae; Charales; Characeae.